This is a messenger RNA of Tachyglossus aculeatus (Australian echidna), 8614 nucleotides long. RefSeq names its product neurexin 1 (gene NRXN1). The record is from RefSeq and is a predicted model, not a curated record. Bases 1657 to 6234 code for a protein of 1525 amino acids. The transcript is spliced from 24 exons. Lineage: Eukaryota; Metazoa; Chordata; Mammalia; Monotremata; Tachyglossidae.
CCCACUCCUGGAGAGAGACGCUCAAGGCUGACGGCUUCGGAAAAGGCAGCGGAGGCGGUCGCCUUAGCCCCAGACAGAAGGAAAUUGGCUCCAGCCGGGGCUUGCCCCAGGUUCUUUCCCCAGCUAAAGAGGGGUGGGGACCCCCAGACACCCAGGCAGAUUCCCGGGAGCUAUUCCGAAUCCUUGCAACCGAUCCGGCGCAGGAGGAGCGGAGCGAGGAGGGAGCCGUCGAGUUUCGCCCAUCAAGUGGGCACCGAGGGGGGCGAAGGCUCCCGGAUUUCGGCCCCCCCUUGGGGGUCUCCGUGGGCAGAGCGGUGUACAGGGGUGAAGACGCAUCGACCAGCACAGCAUUGUCCCCUCGGAGCCGGGGAAGCCAUGGAAGGCGAACCCGGAGCCCUGCCCGGCCUUGGGAAGUCUCGGAUCUGAGGGGGAGGACCCCCUCCCUCUUCCUGCCGUCCUGGGGGAAAAACCCCCUACGUCCCCCCCGGAGGGAACCGUACCGCAGCUGGAGAACAUGUGAGCAGGCCGUCUAGGCCAGGCGCUCUCGGGGAUUUCGGUGCCUCGACGGGGCGUCGGGAUUUGGAGGUCUCUGUGGCUGGGGAGGGAGGGGAGCCGUGCCCACCCACUCGUGUUGGCUUCUGGAUCCCUGAGAUCACCCCGCCGCGCCCCCGUCUCCUCCAGUGGCGCUUCCUCGGUGGCUGUCGCCUCGGCCUGAAACUGGGGGGCGGCGGGGGAGGUGCGCCCAGUUGGAGAAGGGCACAAAGCCGGAGAGGACGCCCAGCUGGAAAAGGGCGCACGGCUGGUGGGGGGCAAACAGCUGGAGAGGAGCGCAUAACCGGAGAGGGGCACCCGGCUGGAGAGGGGUGCAUAACUGGAGAGGGCACCCGGCUGGAGAGGGGCGCAUAACUGGAGAGGGUGCCCAGCUGGAGAAGGGUGCAUAACCGGAGAGGGACGCCCAGAGAGGACACCCAGCCAGAGAGGGGCACCCAGAGAGGACUCCCAGCCGGAGAGGGGCACCCAGAGAGGACGCCCAGCCGGAGAGGGGCACCCAGAGAGGACUCCCAGCCGGAGAGGGGCACCCAGAGAGGACUCCCAGCCGGAGAAGGGCACCCAGAGAGGACGCCCAGCCGGAGAGGAGCACCCAGAGAGGACUCCCAGCCGGAGAGGGGCACCCAGAAAGGACGCCCAGCCGGAGGGGGGCACCCAGAGAGGACGCCCAGCCGGAGGGGGGCACCCAGAGAGGACGCCCAGCCGGAGAGGGGCACCCAGAGAGGACGCCCAGCCAGAGGGGGCCACACAGAGAGGACGCCCAGCCGGAGAGGGGCACCUAGAGAGGACGCCCAGCCGGAGGGGACCACACAGAGAGGACACCCAGCUGGAGAGGGGCACCCAGAGAGUACUCCCAGCCGGAGAGGGGUGCCCAGAGAGGGACGCCCAACUGGAGAGGGCACCCAGCUGGAGAGGGGCGCAUAACCUGAUCCAGAAAGGGGCGCGCAACUGGAGAGGGGCGCAGGCGGCCAGCCUCUCCCCCCCCCCCCUUGCCCCGAGUCUCCCCUCCUCCUGGCCCCCCCGGCUUGGGGGCCCGGGAAGCCUCCGACCCUGUCUCCCCCGACCCCCCCCGGGUGCGGCGCCCCGGGCCCGGCCCCGGCCCGGGCCAUGGGGACAGCGUCAGUCCUGCGGCGGGGGGGCUGCCUGCUGGCCUGCCUGGCCCUGCUGCUGCUGGGCUGCGGGGCGGAGCUGGGCAGCGGGCUGGAGUUCCCGGGCACCGAGGGCCAGUGGACGCGUUUCCCCAAGUGGAACGCCUGCUGCGAGAGCGAGAUGAGCUUCCAGUUGAAGACGCGCAGCGGCCGGGGCCUGCUGGUCUACUUGGACGACGAGGGCUUCUGUGACUUUUUGGAGCUGGUCCUGACCCGCGGGGGGAGGCUGCAGCUCAGUUUCUCCAUCUUCUGUGCCGAGCCGGCCACGGUCCUGGGGGACACCCCGGUCAACGACGGCGCCUGGCACGCGGUCCACGUGCGGCGCCAUUUCCGCAACACCACGCUGCUCGUCGACGGCGUCGAGGCCAAGUGGGUGGAGGUGCGGUCCAGGAGGCGGGACAUGACGGUCUUCAGCGGGCUCUUCGUGGGGGGGCUGCCCCCCUCCCUGCUGGCCGCCGCCCCCCUCAAGCUGACCCGCGCCUCCGUACGCGACCUCCCACCCUUCCGAGGCUCCAUCCGCGACGUGCGCGUCGACCGGGUCCCGGCCGUCCCCGUGGACGGAGGCCUGGUCAGGCUGGACGAUGAGCCCCCCAGCGGGGGCGGGGGCGGGGAUCCCUGCGAAGAGGAAGGAGACGGGGGCGUCUGCCUUAAUGGCGGCGUUUGCUCUGUAGUGGACGACAGGGCCGUGUGUGACUGUUCCAGGACCGGCUUCCGGGGCAAGGACUGCAGCCAAGAAGACAACUAUGUGGAAGGUCUGGCGCACCUGAUGAUGGGCGACCAAGGUAAAAGUAAAGGAAAAGAAGAAUAUAUCGCCACCUUCAAGGGUUCCGAAUACCUCUGUUACGACUUGUCUCAGAACCCUAUCCAGAGCAGCAGUGACGAAAUCACCCUGUCUUUUAAGACCCUCCAGAGGAACGGACUGAUGCUUCACACGGGAAAAUCGGCCGACUACGUCAACCUCGCACUGAAAAACGGAGCCGUCUCCCUGGUCAUCAAUUUGGGGUCAGGGGCCUUCGAAGCCUUGGUGGAACCGGUGAAUGGCAAGUUCAAUGACAACGCCUGGCAUGAUGUCAAAGUGACCAGGAAUCUGCGUCAGCACUCAGGCAUUGGACACGCUAUGGUGACCAUAUCGGUGGACGGCAUACUCACCACGACAGGAUACACCCAAGAAGACUACACCAUGCUGGGCUCCGACGACUUUUUCUAUGUCGGCGGCAGCCCCAGCACAGCCGACCUGCCGGGCUCCCCAGUCAGUAACAACUUCAUGGGCUGCCUCAAAGAGGUGGUCUACAAGAACAACGACGUCCGCCUGGAGCUCUCCCGCCUCGCCAAGCAAGGCGACCCCAAGAUGAAGAUCCACGGCGUGGUGGCCUUCAAGUGCGAGAACGUGGCCACCCUGGACCCCAUCACCUUCGAGACCCCGGAGUCCUUCAUCUCCCUGCCCAAGUGGAACGCCAAGAAGACGGGCUCCAUAUCGUUUGAUUUCCGCACCACAGAGCCCAACGGGCUGGUCCUCUUCAGCCACGGCAAGCCCCGCCACCAGAAGGACGCCAAGCACCCGCAGAUGGUCAAGGUGGACUUCUUCGCCAUCGAGAUGCUGGACGGUCACCUCUACCUGCUGCUGGACAUGGGCUCGGGCACCAUCAAGAUCAAGGUCUUGCAGAAGAAGGUGAACGACGGAGAGUGGUAUCACGUGGAUUUCCAGCGGGACGGACGCUCAGGUACUAUUUCCGUGAACACGCUGCGUACCCCGUACACGGCUCCCGGGGAGAGCGAGAUCCUGGACCUGGACGACGACCUGUACCUCGGGGGGCUCCCGGAGAACAAGGCCGGCCUGGUGUUCCCCACGGAGGUGUGGACCGCCCUGCUCAACUACGGCUACGUGGGCUGCAUCCGGGACCUGUUCAUCGACGGCCAGAGCAAGGACAUCCGACAGAUGGCCGAGGUCCAGAGCACGGCCGGCGUGAAGCCCUCCUGCUCCAGGGAGACGGCCAAGCCGUGCCUCAGCAACCCGUGCCGGAACAACGGCCUCUGCCGCGACGGCUGGAACCGCUUCGUCUGCGACUGCUCCGGCACGGGCUACUUGGGCAGGGCCUGUGAGAGAGAGGCGACCGUCCUGAGCUACGACGGGAGCAUGUUCAUGAAGAUUCAGCUCCCGGUGGUGAUGCACACGGAGGCGGAGGACGUGUCCCUACGCUUCCGGUCUCAGCGGGCCUAUGGCAUCCUGAUGGCCACCACCUCCCGAGAGUCCGCCGACACCCUCCGCCUGGAGCUGGACGCCGGGCGCGUCAAGCUAACUGUCAACCUAGACUGUAUCAGGAUUAACUGUAAUUCCAGCAAAGGUCCUGAAACGCUUUUUGCUGGCUAUAACCUCAAUGAUAAUGAGUGGCACACUGUGCGUGUGGUGAGACGGGGGAAGAACUUAAAGCUAAUGGUGGAUGAUCAGCAAGCCAUGACAGGCCAGAUGGCGGGCGACCACACCCGGCUCGAGUUCCACAACAUCGAGACGGGCAUCAUCACGGAGCGCCGCUACCUGUCGUCGGUGCCCUCCAACUUCAUCGGGCACCUGCAGAGCCUGACUUUCAACGGCAUGGCCUACAUCGACCUGUGCAAGAACGGCGACAUCGAGUACUGCGAGCUCAACGCCCGCUUCGGCUUCCGGAACAUCAUCGCCGACCCCGUCACCUUCAAGACCAAGUCGAGCCACGUGGCUCUAGCCACGCUACAGGCGUACACGUCCAUGCACCUCUUCUUCCAGUUCAAGACCACCUCCCUGGACGGCCUGAUCCUCUACAACAGCGGCGACGGCAACGACUUCAUCGUCGUGGAAUUGGUGAAAGGGUACUUACACUACGUGUUCGAUCUGGGCAACGGCGCCAACCUGAUCAAAGGGAGCUCCAACAAACCCCUCAACGACAACCAGUGGCACAACGUGAUGAUUUCCAGGGACACCAACAACCUCCACACGGUCAAGAUCGACACGAAAAUCACCACGCAGAGCACGGCCGGGGCCCGAAACCUGGAUCUCAAAAGUGACCUGUAUAUCGGAGGCGUGGCCAAAGAGAUGUACAAAUCCUUGCCCAAACUGGUCCACGCGAAGGAAGGCUUCCAAGGGUGCCUGGCCUCGGUAGACUUGAAUGGAAGGCUGCCUGACCUCAUCUCCGAUGCCCUGUUUUGCAACGGGCAGAUAGAGAGAGGAUGUGAAGUUGCAUUGAUGAAAGCUGACUUGCAAGGGCCCAGCACCACGUGUCAAGAGGAUUCUUGCGCCAACCAAGGCGUGUGCCUGCAGCAGUGGGAUGGAUUCAGCUGCGACUGUAGCAUGACCUCCUUCAGCGGCCCAUUAUGCAAUGACCCGGGAACGACGUACAUCUUCAGCAAAGGCGGCGGACAGAUCACAUACAAGUGGCCGCCCAAUGACCGGCCAAGCACCCGGGCUGACCGUCUGGCCAUCGGCUUCAGCACCGUCCAGAAGGAAGCGGUCUUGGUCCGAGUGGACAGCUCUUCGGGGCUCGGAGAUUACUUGGAGCUGCAUAUCCACCAGGGGAAAAUCGGGGUGAAAUUCAACGUCGGGACGGACGACAUCGCCAUCGAAGAGGCCAACGCCAUCAUUAACGAUGGCAAAUACCACGUGGUCCGUUUCACCCGGAGUGGCGGCAACGCCACCCUGCAGGUGGACAGUUGGCCAGUGAUAGAGCGCUACCCGGCAGGAAACAAUGAUAACGAGCGCCUGGCGAUUGCUAGACAGCGAAUUCCAUAUCGACUUGGUCGAGUAGUUGAUGAAUGGCUACUCGACAAAGGGCGCCAGCUCACAAUCUUCAAUAGCCAAGCCAGCAUAAUAAUUGGCGGGAAAGAGCAGGGCUUCCCCUUCCAGGGCCAGCUGUCUGGUCUUUACUACAAUGGCUUGAAGGUUCUCAAUAUGGCGGCCGAGAACGACGCCAACAUCGCCAUAGUGGGGAACGUGAGGCUGGUCGGCGAAGUGCCUUCCUCCAUGACCACCGAGUCCACGGCCACCGCGCUGCAGUCCGAGAUGUCCACCUCCAUCAUGGAGACCACCACGACGCUGGCCACCAGCACGGCCCGGAGGGGGAAGCCCCCGACGAAGGAGCCCGUCAGCCAGACCACCGACGACAUCCUGGUUGCCUCCGCCGAGUGUCCCAGCGACGAUGAGGACAUUGACCCUUGUGAGCCGAGCUCAGGUGGGUUAGCCAACCCGACGCGGGCGGGCGGGCGGGAGCAGCAGUUCCCGGGCUCGGCCGAGGUGAUCCGCGAGUCGAGCAGCACGACGGGCAUGGUGGUGGGCAUCGUGGCGGCGGCGGCCCUGUGCAUCCUCAUCCUGCUCUACGCCAUGUACAAGUACCGCAACCGCGACGAGGGCUCCUACCACGUCGACGAGAGCCGCAACUACAUCAGCAACUCGGCCCAGAGUAACGGCGCCGUGGUCAAAGACAAGCAGGCCGCGGGGGCCGCCGGCGGGGGCGGCGGGGCCAAGGCCGCCGCCAAGAGCAAGAAGAACAAGGACAAGGAGUACUACGUCUGAUCCCAGCGGCGGGCUCGCCCCGCGGACCCUCGCCCGGACCCCCGAGACCCGAAGGCCACCCCGCCCCGUCCCCCCGUCCCCCGCCCCGUGUCGUCCCCCACCCCAGGACCACCGCCUCGCCGCCCCACCGCCCCCCACAAUUUGUACGAAGCACACACGGACCCGAGUCGGGAGGGCCGCGGCGCGGGGACGGUCCGGCCCCGGAACCUUUGGGAGGGACGCCCCCCCGAAAUCCCCCUGCCCCCGCGGAGCCGAGGAGCGUCGCCGCACGCGGCAGAGGCACAAGAGGAGCGUGACACACAAUCGACAAGGAGCUACCUACGCGUGGGGGGCCGAGGCACGGCGGCGGGGUGGGGGACCCGCACGCCCACCCGGCCCUCGACGCCUCUUCCGGAGACUGACGCGGGGACCGCUCCCCCGUCCCCCGACCCCACCGCCCUACCCCUUUCCUGGUCGGGAGGGGAGACGGGGGGUUGGCCGGAGGACACUCCGUUUCCAAACCGUACCCCGGCAGAAACGCAGCGAGAGGGCAUAGAUGCGAUCGUUGGGAAAUUUUCAUGCACGCUUACUACGUUAUUACAUAUGUUUAUAUAAAACGAAAAAAAAAAACACAUCUCUGUGUGCUUUCUGGACCGUGAUCAGUGACGUUUUAUAGCCUGUUGUAUAGACGAUGCAAACUAUAUCCGCUCAUCGGCCAUUUUGGGUAAAGUUUGAUGUUCUCUUAGUAUUGCUAGGUAUAGAGAGUUUUACUCCAUCUGGAACCUCCGACUCCCCCUUUGAGUUUUCCGCCCUUCCCAACCGCCACCACUUCUCUCUGUCUCUCUCCCCUCGCCCCGUCCCUCCUCCGUUUGAUUUGCGGCGCGCGGGGGUGGAACGGGGGAUGUGUCAAUAAAGAGCGAGUCCGCUGGUUUCUUUCUUUCUUACCUGUACAGCCUCUGUUCGGUGCAAUUGAGUUUUAGUAGUUUGUACGGAAGAAGUGGAUUAGAAAGCGAAACGUAUAUAAAUAUAUAAUAUAUAUCUAUCCCUUGUAAACUUCCUCCCACCUUCCCCUCCGCCCCCGACCUGGGUAGCCACUGGCCAUAGUCACGUUUGUUUGAUGGUAAAAUAUCCCACCCCCCCGCAGCCCUCCCCAUCCCACACUCGCCCUAAUUCACCAAACCGCGGGAGGAGACCCCCGAGAGCCGGGCAGACCACCGGGCCCGACUUCCAAGCCCAACGGGCGCGCCCGAAACGGUGCCGGGAAGCCGAGCGUCUUUAAGGAACCCGCUUGGCUCCAACAAGGCCCCGAUCCCGACUCGCUCCGACCCCAGAGGGCCCGGCCGGAAAGUCCUCCGAGCCGAGGCCGGGACCCCGUCCCCCGACUUUCUCGGCCCGUCUGGUGCUCCGGGGGUUCACUGCAAUAAAUCUCAGAACCCCGCCGGGAUGGGGGACGGAGGACACGAAGGGGGGGGGGUGUCAAAACGCGCUCCAUUGCUGCCAAGAGGUCACUGACGGGGGCUCGGGAGUUGGGACGCCCACUCCCCCUUUUCCAUCAGGAAUUUCCAGUUUCCUUCCACCGACCUCCCCCGGCCCCAAGCCGGAAAUGGGGGGGGGACCACCCCCGAGAGAUCCCGGCUCUCUGGGCCCUCCACGAUCUGAUUUCAGUAGCCGCCCCCCAUCACCCCCACCCCCCCAAAUAUCUAUUUUUCUAACCCCGCCAGCUCUCCCGGGUGGCCCGGCUGGACCCCGCCAGAUUUCAGCUGAACUCAGGGAAGACGAAGGCGAAAGCAAGAAUCAGCGGGCAACCCCAGAGUCCCCCCACGGCCGGCUCCUCUUCCGUAGCGUAGCCGGACGGGCCUCACACCUCGCUGCCCGCGGAGGGCGGGAAAACUCCGGGCGCGUGGUGGCCGGGCCGGAGGAAAUCCCAGCUUGGGAGCGAGUGGAACCGAGUCCUGACCGCCCCCCCCACCCAUGGGGGCAAAGGUCAGGGGUCACCCAGAGCGGAGGGGGGACGGAAAAUGGAGCGCACGGUGGGAGAACCCGACGGCAACCAUCUUUACCGUCUCAAACUACCUAACCGCAAUUCGAUUUCACCUCUGCGCCGCGCGUGUCCGACUGAGAUGGCUUCUUUUCUAUCCCUGUAACGUGCUGCCUUUUUUAAAAAUGAAAGCCCGAAGCGAUGCGUGAGGCCCCUCGUGACCCGGCCCCUCCACCGCCGUCCCCCUCCCCGCCCCACCACGACAUCAGAGAGAGGUCAGAAAUGCCCCUAUAAUCUUACAGUGCUUUGUGUGAUUGCUAUUUAAGGGUUUUCUUUCGUUGUCGCAAGGCCUAUUUCUCCAUUACUGGAAAUGCUAAGCAAGUGGACUUUACUGUUUUGUUAAUAAAAUGUUUCUUAAUACAA